Messenger RNA from Alligator mississippiensis (American alligator), 5790 nucleotides. RefSeq names its product DnaJ heat shock protein family (Hsp40) member C16 (gene DNAJC16). The coding region runs from base 38 to 2371 and encodes 777 amino acids. Lineage: Eukaryota; Metazoa; Chordata; Crocodylia; Alligatoridae. The transcript is spliced from 14 exons. The record is from RefSeq and is a predicted model, not a curated record.
GCCGGAAGCGGCGGCGGGUCUCAUCCGGGCCGGGCCCAUGGAGCCGAGGGUGCUGCGCGCGGCCGCGGCGGCGGUGCUGGUGCUGGCGCUGGCCCUGCCGGGCCCGUGGGCCGCCGACUUCGACCCGUACCGCGUGCUGGGCCUGGGCCGCGCCGCCGGCGCUGCCGACAUCAAGAAGGCCUACAAGCGCCUCGCCCGGGAGUGGCAUCCCGACAAAAACAAGGAUCCAGGAGCAGAAGAUAAGUUUAUCCAAAUUAGCAAGGCCUAUGAGAUACUUUCCAAUGAGGAAAAGAGGGCAAACUUUGAUCGUUACGGAGAUGUGGGUGAGAACCAGGGAUAUUCUCAGCACCAGCACCGCCAGUUCCACCACUUCCACGAAGGCUUUUACUUUGAUGAGUCCUUUUUCCACUUCCCAUUCAACUCGGAGCGACGCGACUCCUCAGAUGAGAAAUACUUGCUGCACUUUUCACACUACAUGCAUGAGAUUGUGCCAGACAGUUUCAAAAAGCCUUACCUCAUUAAAAUAACCUCAGACUGGUGUUUUAGCUGCAUCCACAUUGAACCUGUGUGGAAGGAGGUGGUUCAAGAGCUAGAGGCGCUGGGAGUGGGGAUUGGAGUCGUCCAUGCUGGGUAUGAGAGACGUCUAGCGCAUCAUCUAGGAGCACACAGCACCCCAUCAAUUCUGGGACUUAUUAAUGGGAAGAUAUCAUUCUUCCACAAUGCAGUUGUUCGGGAGAACCUGCGGCAGUUUGUGGAGAACCUUCUUCCAGGGAACCUCGUAGAGAAGAUUACAGAUAAAAAUUAUGUCCGAUUCCUGUCUAACUGGAAGAAAGAAAAUAAACCCCACGUCCUUCUAUUUGACCAUAUGCCGGUCGUGCCGUUGUUGUACAAGCUGACUGCUUUUGCAUACAGAGAUUAUUUGUCCUUUGGGUACGUGUACGUUGGACUCAGGGGGACUGAAGAGUUGUCCAGUCAGUAUAACAUCAAUGUUUACUCCCCAACCAUGAUGGUCUUCAAGGAGCACAUUGAUAAGCCUGCUGAUGUUGUACAGGCACGAGAUAUGAAAAAGCAGCUCAUGGAUGACUUCCUUUCGCAAAACAAGUUCCUUAUGGCAGCCAGACUCACCAACCAGAAACUGUUCCAGGAGCUGUGUCCUGUGAAGAAGUCUCACCGUCAGCGGAAGUACUGCGUGGUUUUACUCACUGGGGAAGGAGAUAAGUUUGCCAAGACGUACGAAACCUUUGUGACAUUUGCUCUGGCAAACACCAGAGAUACCUUGAGGUUUGUACAUGUCUACAGUGACCGCCAGCAAGAUUUUGUCGACACCUUCCUGAUGGAUGAUGAGAGAUAUCAGGGGAAAUCAGCUGUGGUCAUCUUGGAAAGGCGCAAUAAUGCAGGCCGAGCUGUCUAUAAAAUCUUGGAAGAUGCCUGGAGAGGCAGUGAAGAGGAUAACUUCAUCCUUCUGGAUCUUCUGGAUCAGUUAAGAACGAAUGCAGGCCUUCUCUCUUCAGAUACCAUCCUACCAGACCUGAAUGAUGAACUUGCUCCUAUAUUCAUUCUCCGAUGGAUCUAUUCCACAUUAGAUUACAUCUCAGACUGCUGGGACAGUGUGUUUCAUAACAACUGGCGAGAAAUGAUGCCCCUCCUGUCCCUGAUCUUCUCAGCCCUCUUCAUUCUUUUUGGCACUGUUAUUGUUCAGGCUUUCAGUGACUCAAGUGAUGCGAGAGACUCACCUCCCCAUGAGAAAGAGGAAGCCACUGCCAAGAGUGAAAAAAAUGACACUAGCUUCAGCAAAGAGAACAGCCGGAUUCCCAAAAAGGGCUUUGUCGAAGUGACCGAGCUAACGGAUGUCAAUUAUAACAGUAACUUGGUGCGCCUGAGGCCAGGUCAUAUGAACGUGGUCCUGAUCCUGUCUAACCCCACCAAAACCAGCCUGCUUCAGAAGUUUGCCCUAGAAGUCUACACAUUCACAGGGAGCAACUCUCUCCACUUCUCCUUCCUGAGCCUCGAUAAACACAGAGAGUGGCUUGAGUAUCUGCUGGAGUUUGCACAAGAUGCCGCCCCCAUUCCAAACCAGUACGAUAAGCAUUUCUUGGAGCGUGACUACACUGGUUACGUCCUGGCUUUAAAUGGCCACAAGAAAUACUUCUGCCUCUUCAAGCCUCACAGAUCAGGGGACGACGGAGGAAACCUAGGGUCCUGCGAGGAUUACGACUCCUCGCUACACACAGGAGAAGCCCGAGGGAAAUCUUGCAGUCCAGGAGCCAAGUCAGUUAAAAGCAAACUACACAAGUUGUCCUUGUGGAUGGAACGUCUCUUAGAAGGCUCCUUACAAAGGUUCUAUAUCCCGUCGUGGCCUGCACUAGACUGAAGGGAUUUUAAAGAGGGUUGAACACUACUAACUUUUUAAGAAGAUGACAAUGGACAAUUCUUUCCAAGAAUAAACGGUCACGACAAAUGGACUGUAGGUUUUAGAUGAAUUCUCCUAGGCCCAGUGAUUAGAAGUAUCUGCCCUCAUCUUUGACCUAGGAGUGAAGGUUGAACUGCACUGAAGUCCUCUGUACCAAAAUGUUCUUGCAUUUGGAUACUGUACUAUCCAGGACAGAAAAAGUCAUUUUCCUUCCUUAUCAUGCCACAUCUGUUCACUGAGUCACCUCUACUCCAGCUCUUUUUCUCUGUCGAAGAAAGCCUGCCAUGGUGACUCAGUUUGUACUGAACAUAACUCAUUUCGCAGGUCAGGUGACUCGCCCUUCCCUUUCCCAAAGCAUCACCCUCGGUGCAUGGUGUAACACUGGGAAGACCCUACAGAACCUCCCAGGCUCCGCAACUCUGAGAGGCCUCCGAAUCAAGCAUUCUUAUUUAUUGCCUUUCCCCGUGGUAAGUGGUUUAGGAGCGUGUUUGGGGGUAUCUCCCUUGUAGCAAACUGAUAGCUGGUAUUUACCCAAGGUGGAGGGCUCGUAGGCAAUCUGCAUGUUUCAUGCUCCGUGUAUAAUAGUUGCACACGCAGCUUCACCGGGUAAACCAUAACCAGGGAGGGAAGGAGUAACACAGCCGUACAUACUGUAAAGAUGUUGAGCCAUUUAAAUGUACAUUGUUUUUCAGAUGCCUUUCUGCUUCUGUCAAUCUUUAGACUAUGUAUCUUACAGCCAUACCUUUGACCAUGUCCUCAGAUUGUAGACAUAAGCUGCUAUGAGCCAGUAGAUGUAUAAAAGAAGUUUUAAAUACCUGCUAGUGAGUCAGCUCAGGCACCUUUCAGACACCAACAGUACAUCCUUAGUACAAUACCUACACGUCUUUGAAUCGAGGAGCUUCAAUUCUGGAGCGACUGUAUUUUUGAAAUGUUGCCCAAGGAAGAGCUGUAUCCUCAAAUUGUUUCUUACGCGUGAAACUAGUUUUGUUGCAGACUAAGGUUUACAAGAUGCUUGGUUUCAGCGUCUCACUUGCUUUGUCUUCAUCAGCUGUUUCUUUGUUAACAUGCAGGUUGCCUUUUUUUCCCCCCUUUUCAAACACCUGGUUUAGUGAGGAGCUGAAAAGGUUUUAGGCUGUGGAGUUGUUUUCGUAUUUCAUCAUACCAAAUGCAGUCUCCGCCAGUCACUUGGGCUGCCCACGGGGCUGGCUUUUUCUUAGGGUGGGACUAUUAAGUCACACAAAAACGGUCUUUUUGCUGCUAUCUAAAUGCAAACAGCCAUUGGAAAGGUUUCCUUUUAAAAACAGGGGACUGUAGUCCUGUGUUAUGAGUACUGCUUUCCUCUCUUAAGCCAGUUAGACACUGUCACUUUAUUUGAUGCUUGCUAUGAAUUUAAUAAACGGUUCCAAAGUGAUCCCUAUAGAAAGCCGAGGCUGCCAUGUGAGCAGGCCAGUCUGCUGUACAACUGCCAGAUUUGGAGUGAGGUAUCCUCAACUCCAGAUUCACAGCAAAUUUACUCAAAGGGUCCAUCUCUCCUCGGCGUGAGUAGUGCUCUGGUCCUUCCUCUGAAGUGUUCCUAUAAGCAGGUAGUGUAACUUAAAAGGCUCACUCUAUUUUUCCAGCAGCCUUAACAGAGUAGCCCAUUCUGGUGGAUAAAUACUCCACUAAGCGAGGCCCCUUUUGAUCCAAACAGCAUCUAGGAAUGACUUUAGUGGCUACCCAUUGCACAAAGCUUUAUAAUGGAUCUUGGACUCAUUGACUUGCUUCCUUCUUUCCCAUUUAAGGAACAGAUUUAGCCAACAAAUGGCCACUCUAAUAAUAAGCCUAAUGUGCUUUUAAAUAACACAGGGUGCUGUCAGGUUAACAUGUUAGAGACCGUUCUUCCUUUUAACAGCCAAGAUCAGAGGUAUCGUACCCACACUACACAACACUUUGUGAAUUAAGCACUCUGGGAGGGAAAGACAGAUCCUCUCUUUCUCUCUCAUGGGGUAGAUCUACAGAGUGGAAGUGCUGAGAAACCCACAUGAUCAAUUUUUAAAAGAGAGGCCUAAAUAUUGGCUCCACUUUUCACUCAAUAAGUUGUUUUGAAGUUAGUGCCUAGGCAAGGAAAGUAGCUUGGUGAUCCUGUGCAAGUCUCUCUAAAGGGUCUUGGAAGCUAUGAGACUGCUGUUCCUCUUGAGUUACAAACACUGCAGAGGGAUCUAGACUGAAAAGGAAAAUUUGUAAUGCUCAUAAAAGCAGUUAACUAACCACCUUCCCUAGUGGGUUAGGGAAUAUGAAGCUAUUGCCUAUUGUCCCUUCUGCUAAUCAGAAGGUAGCAGCAGGUUUUAGAGCUGUAAACUAAGAGCCUACUUAAGAUAUCUGCAAGCAAUGGCCCACAAUAAACAGUAGGCAUCAUUUAAAGCAUAUUUUAAGGGCUGAUAUGGUUCAUAAGUCUUUAUCCAGCCCUCUUUUACAGGGUUGAAUUCUGCUCUGGGUGUAGACCUAUUGAUGCAAGGUCUGUAAGGGGACGCACGCUCAGUAACCAGCUGAACGGUGCUGCAGAUUGCAGUUAUAACAGUAAAACCGAUGGAGGACAGAGUUAUACUACAUCAGACCAGACUCCUCUGUAAAAGUACAGCCCCGUGAUUUUUAGUACAUUGUGCUUUUAUGGAGAGGUUGCUCUUUGGGCUGAAGUCAACCCAAACCUAUUCUGGAUCCCUCUAUUUAGCACUGCCUUGAUAUCGGUUAGGUGAUGUCUGCUCCUGAACCUUUGUCUGCUGCUUAGAAACUAAAUCUUUCUGCUUUACCUCCCCCCCACCUCUUCCAGAAAUCGCCAGGCCACUAACCCAGGACAGUUUUCUUACCCUCUGACCUCACUGCUUGCCCUUCAGUUGCAUCACAAUAAAUAAAAUGCACUUGCCAUUCUCUGUCUAUGUGCAUGGUGCUUUUCAGUCCAAAGACUAAGGAAACACGGGGCUAAUGCACUGCUCUCAGAAACCGAAAUGUUUUAUUUCCUUUCCAUUUUAAGCAACACUCGUAGAAGCUGAAACAAAAUAUCCGUAUAGCAAAGGGCCUAGAGUCUAAAUACCAUACCCAAUCUUUUCCCUUGACUGAGUGUGGUACGCAGCAGCCUCCUAGUGAUGGCUGACCCAGAUCUCCCACGUUCAGUGAAAGUUUGCCAGGAAUCAUUACUAGUAGACAGCCUGGGAGAGCGGACUGAAAGGAAAGUAAAUAUUUUGCACUUUUGAUACUCCUGGAGGGGGGUGGGAAAUAAGUUAUUUGGCAAAUUUGUCUUUUUUUUUAUUUCUGUUUGUUUUUGUAUUUGUGAAGAGGCACUGAUAAUGUCAUUUUGUUUUAAGACUAUUACAGAUUCGCAACUGAAAUAAACUAUUUUAAUGUGU